GAAGGUUAGCUUUGCACGCUUCAAGCUGUGUUAAAUAGUUUGUUUACGGCCGCUUUCCGAGAGUUGUAAAGUAUUCAUUUAGAUUUUUUUCUCGAAUCGUGUACCUAUUCCAGGUUUAUUAUCAAAUCGACAGUGGAUUUCUGUGAAAUUAAGUAACAAUGUCUAUCGGUGUACCAAUAAAAGUACUCCACGAAGCUGAAGGACAUAUCGUUACGUGCGAAACGAUUACCGGUGAAGUAUACCGCGGCAAGUUGAUAGAAGCUGAAGACAAUAUGAACUGCCAAAUGACGCAGCUAACAGUAACAUACCGCGAUGGAAGAACCGCAAAUUUGGAGAAUGUUUAUAUUCGUGGAUCCAAAAUUCGUUUCCUGAUACUUCCUGAUAUGUUGAAAAAUGCGCCAAUGUUUAAAAAACAAGGCACUAAAACAGGAACAGCAGGGAGAGGGAAGUCUGCCAUUUUACGUGCGCAAGCGGCCAGAGGUCGUGGUCGUGGUGGUGGUGGAGCAGGAAAUGCCGGUGGUACAGGAAACCGACCUCCAGGGAAAAGUAAUUGGCAAGGACAAGGGCCCUCAGGUGGCAGAGGAAGAGGAGGGUUAUAAUUAGAAUAUUUAAUUUAUAUCAUCAAAAAAUCGGAAUGAUUUGCAUUAAAAAUAAAUUUAUCUUACUCUACCAAA
This is a messenger RNA of Toxorhynchites rutilus septentrionalis, 674 nucleotides long. RefSeq names its product small nuclear ribonucleoprotein Sm D3 (gene SmD3). Gene Ontology annotation, biological process: RNA processing; spliceosomal snRNP assembly. The record is from RefSeq and is a predicted model, not a curated record. Gene Ontology annotation, molecular function: RNA binding. Bases 159 to 599 code for a protein of 146 amino acids. NCBI's taxonomy places the organism in Eukaryota, Metazoa, Arthropoda, Insecta, Diptera, Culicidae. The transcript has 3 exons. Gene Ontology annotation, cellular component: SMN-Sm protein complex; U12-type spliceosomal complex; U5 snRNP.